AUGGAAACCCUAGAAGAAGCAAAGAUUUCAAUCCCAACUGAAACCAUGGAAGACAUCUUCUCCAGACUCCCCAUCAAAUCUAUACUUCGAUUCCGAUCCCUCUCUAAACCAUGGCUAUUGCGCCUCUCCAGCCCAUCAUUCACCAAACUUCACUCCACUCGUGCUAACCGCACCUUCUUAUUUAUUUCUGCUCAUGAUCGUUCUGCUCGAAAACAACACCUUCUCUCCGCCGGUCACCACGGUGGACCCGUCACUCAUCUCAUCACACUCGACGAUCUUAGCUGUAUUAUCGAAGCGCAACAUUUGAACGGGUUAGUAUAUCUUACUUGCGUCAAACGCCAAACUCAAGCUUGCACUUUUGUUGUUAACCCUAGUACGCGUAAGAUUUUUAAUGUCCCUGAUCCUUCCUCCGAUGUAAAGGAUUUAUAUUACCCUCGAAUCCGUUACUUAUUUGGGUUUGACGAGUCUACAAACGAACAUAAGAUCUUGAUGAUUAGGGAUCUUUCUCAACCUUCUAGGGAGAUCAUGAUUUUCUCUAUGUCAAGUUAUUCAUGGAGAAAGAUCCAUGCACAGCCUCCUGUUGGUUUUAGUUGGGAUAGAUUGCGCUUCAACACAUACCAAAAUGUUUGUGUCAAUAGUGUAGUACAUCUAAUGCUUACGGAAUCAGAAUCGUUUGACAUUUUAGCGUUUGACUUGAGAACAGAGAAGUUUUCAAUAAUUACCACUCCUCAAGGUGUUAUGCCUGAAAUUUAUCAUGUUGCGCUACAAGACGAUCCUUACAUCAUUAAAGUGAAUGGCUGA
Helianthus annuus (common sunflower) is the source of this 801-nucleotide messenger RNA. Its product is annotated as putative F-box protein At1g50870. The record is from RefSeq and is a predicted model, not a curated record. Gene Ontology annotation, molecular function: protein binding. The transcript has a single exon. The coding region runs from base 1 to 801 and encodes 266 amino acids. NCBI's taxonomy places the organism in Eukaryota, Viridiplantae, Streptophyta, Magnoliopsida, Asterales, Asteraceae.